CGGUGCAGUGUGGGGUGACUCACAUCCAUCCUCCAUCCAUCACGAGAUUCACUUAGAAAUAUACUGUUCUCAAAGUCCUCGUUAACCCAAAACCUCAGCACACAGUCUGUCUGGGGCGGCUGUGUCCAUGAUGGUGGCGGUAGUGAUGGUUGUGGUGGCGUGUGGUAGGCCGGAGUGACCCAAAGGAGCUACUGGAUUAAUCUCGUCUGCUUAUGGUGGCGUAUGUCUCAGCCCUCCCAGACCAUCGCCACGCAUAGAAGGUACGGUGAGGGCACAGCAGGAGGCAUGGCGGUGCCCACCAUCGAGGACGUCCUCAACAGAGUGGAAACUGGACCCUGGAACUGGACCAUCUUCCUCCUUGGCUCACUGUGGGGUGUUUUCGGGGCCAUGCAGGCUCUGGCCACUGCCUUCCUUAGCCCCGCCGUCGACCAUUGGUGCCAAGUGCCUCACCUCCACAACUGGACCACACAGCAGUUAUGGAACUUCUCCCUGCCCAGGACGAAGGUCGGGGGCGUGCCGCACCACUCCCAGUGCGAGAUGUACGUGCGCAACUACAGCUUGAUGGAAGGCGUGUCCUGGGAAGAGCGACUCCUCCACCUGCCUGAAGGGGAGCUGGAUGAGUCUACCCUGCCCACCCAGCCUUGUGAAACAUGGGAGUUCGACACGUCUUCCUUCCAGUCCACGCUGAUCUCAGAGUGGGAGUUGGUGUGUGGGAGGGAACACCUACGCUCCCUCAGCCAGAGCAUCUUCAUGGUCGGCUACUUCUUCGGGGCGCCCCUCGGAGGAUACUUCAGUGACAGGUUCGGGCGGAAGAGGCUGAUGAGCGGUGCGCUGUGGGCGUUUAUCGUGGUCUCUGUGCUUGGGUCCGUGGCUCCCUCCUACCCGCUCUUCCUCGUGUGCCGCCUCGUCAUGGCCUUCACCGGCACCAUCGUCUAUCAAGCUUCCUACAUACUGGCUGUGGAGGCGAGCAGCAUGCGUCACCGGGGUUUGGUGGGCAUCAUGUUCUCUGUGCCGUUCGCCCUCGGUAACAUGCUGCUGCCGGGUGUCGCCUACCUGGUGAGGGACUGGCGGCAUCUCCAUCUGGCUAUCUCCGUACCCGUCAUCCUCCUCAUCUCUAACACUAUUAUCCUGCCGGAGUCCCCGCGGUGGCUGCUGCAGAACGGGCGGGGUCAGGAGGCGGAGAGGGAGCUGCAGAAGGCGGCAAGGUGGAACAGCAGCAAGACUUUUGACUCUACGUGGCUCCUCUCAGCCCUCACACAGAUGAAAGCCCAGGCCGAGCACAGUGAGUGUAGCCAAGAGAACCCAGUAGGCGGGUCGUCGCUGCGGGACAUGUGGAGCAGCCUGCUAGUGUUCGUGAGGACGCCCGCGCUGAGGAAGAUCUCCCUCAGCCUGUACUUUGUCUGGAUCACCUGCUGCACUGUGUAUUAUGGCCUAUCCCUCAGCUCAGCCAACUUCAAUGUGGACCCUUUCCUGUACAUGUUCCUCGGGGGCGUGAUGGAGUUGCCUUCUUACACAUUGACGGUGCCUUUCGUCGCUCACUUUGGCAGAAAGAAUGUUCUCAUUGUCCUGCUGGUGACUUGCGGCAUUACUGUGCUGGGCGCCCCGUUCCUGCCUUUAGCUCGUGACGGUUGGGGCUUCCUGACGGUGGUGAUGGUGAGCAAGUUUAGCAUCACCUCGGCGUACCAAGUGGUGUACCUUUACUCGAGCGAGUUGUUCCCCACCACUCUGCGCACGCGAGGGGUGGGCGUCAGCUCCAUGGUGGGCAGGCUGGGAGCAAUCAUGUCCCCUUUCAUCAACGACGUCUUGGGCAGCCACCACUGGGCCAUUCCCACCACCAUCUUUGGGGGCCUGUCCGUGGUCGCCUCCUUCGUGAUUUGUUUGCUGCCGGAGACUUGCGGACGUGCGCUGCCUAACACAGUAGAAGACAUAGAAAACGGAGCCGCUGCCACCGCAAACAUGGUGGUGGCAGUCCCAGAGGAAGAGAUCCAAGAGGCCGCUGAGCCUAAGGAGGAUGAGGCGAUCCUCAGCACCUCGGCGCUGUGAGGGCUACGCCACGCCACUCCGCUACUGUGGGUCGUGGCGCUGCACCUUCAGUCAUUUCCAUGCUGUGAUUCCCGAGUGAUUCCUUACAGUUUAUAGUGUAGCUGAUAGCCAAACCAUAGGUACAGUAUUGUAUUACCAGUAAGAUGGUGUUGUCCGCCUGGCGGAUCAGCACACCUGCAUGAACACACGUAGUACAAUUUAUAACUGUUACUACUCUGUCUGUUGGCAGCCCACCACUAGUCUGCCUGCGGUCUGGACCAAAGGUUCCAGUGCUUCACUCAGGCUUCGUUAUUUUCAGAGUUUUGACAACGCGGUCAUCCAAUGUUAUCAUGUUUGUGGUUCAUCCCGAAUCUUCCAAUGUCACACUUUGAUGUAUCAAAGGAACAUGUGUGUCAUGCUUGUUUUGGCUGCAACGAAGCCGUGAUUUUCGUAAGAUAUUGUUACUGUAAGCGCGUGCGCACACACACACACACACACACACACACACACAACACACACACACACACACACACAGUGCAGUUGUGAGUUCCAACAUCAAGAAACACUCUUGUUCCCUCUGUGGCAAAGAAUUUCAGUCCCCGAAGGACCUGCGACAUGUCAUGAUCCACACUGGGGAGAAGCCAUAUCUCUAACUUUACUGCAAUCACACACACACACACACACACACACACACACACACACACAGUAGUGGUGUACUUAGUUACAAUCACAAGAAGCAAUCCCCAUUGACCCUAAAAACGCCAUGACAAUAGGACAAUCUUGGCAUCACCCUCCCUUCCCUCCCCGUCCUUCCCUGUGCCCCGUGACCCUCCCUCCCGGACAACUCAGGCUACUUCAACAAUUCAGUGCUUUAUGCUGAAACGCAUUUUCUACUCAGUAAAAAGUUUAGAUGUAUAUUUUUCUUUCCUCUUGCGCUGUGACGAUAGAUUUAAGGUAAAACUUUCCUCAAUAAAGAGAAAUCCUGUGAA
Molecule: messenger RNA, 3011 nt
Organism: Portunus trituberculatus (swimming crab)
Lineage: Eukaryota; Metazoa; Arthropoda; Malacostraca; Decapoda; Portunidae
Product: organic cation transporter protein-like
Biological process (GO): transmembrane transport
Cellular component (GO): membrane
Molecular function (GO): transmembrane transporter activity
Source: RefSeq, a predicted model, not a curated record